Molecule: messenger RNA, 561 nt
Organism: Lactuca saligna
Lineage: Eukaryota; Viridiplantae; Streptophyta; Magnoliopsida; Asterales; Asteraceae
Source: the annotation of a GenBank genome assembly
AUGGCCAUUUUACACAAACCUGCGAUCGCAGGUUCUCCCCUUGCGAUCGCAGCCUCAUUUUUAACCACCACACUUCAAAAAUUAUCUCUGAAAUUCACUGCAUUUCGAGUUUUUUCACCCAAAUCGCUUGUUUUUCAUCCAAAUCACGCAAAUAAUGUAUCAAUCUCUUCUAUUUUACUCCUACAACAUGUAUACGAUCUACGUUCCGUUAGUCAUCUACAGGCCAUAAUAAGUAGAAACGUUUGCACCCGACACGGUUCAGAAGAGAUUCAUCCGAACGGAAUUUCAAAAAUCAAAAAAAAAAUGUGCACAGUCAGACAGGGUGACACCCCAGAGUCGCCAUUCAUUGUCCUAGUGGACAAUGUUACUGUAGAUUUAGGUCCACAGGUUGCACUUGACUGUUACCAGCGGCUUAUUGACCGCGAGAUUCUGCCACAAGCCUGGGCCCUAGCUACACACUUAUGCAGGAACUCCAUAUUUAUGAUGGUGUUCGCGCUCUUUUUGCCAAUAUUGGCUGGGAACGCCUAUUAUUUGCGAACUUUUCCACUUGUCCCUUACUGA